This is a messenger RNA of Cornus florida, 540 nucleotides long. RefSeq lists its product as uncharacterized. The transcript is spliced from 2 exons. The coding region runs from base 1 to 540 and encodes 179 amino acids. Lineage: Eukaryota; Viridiplantae; Streptophyta; Magnoliopsida; Cornales; Cornaceae. The record is from RefSeq and is a predicted model, not a curated record.
AUGGCAGUUGGUUCAUUACCAUGUGUGAAAGCCCUGACUGGGUCUAAUUUCUCAGACUGGAAAGAUGAAAUAAUUUUUAAUUUGGGAUUUGGGGAUUUAGACCUAGCCAUUAGGUCAGAUGAACCACCUAAGCCUACAGACACUAGUGGUGCAGAGGUGAAAAAGGAAUGGGAUAAAUGGGACAGGUCUAAUAGACUUAGUCUAAUGUAUAUUAAGAAUAAUAUUCCUAAAUAUAUUAAGGGUGCCAUUCCUGAUAAACCAUUGGCUAAGGAUUACCUUAAGGCUCUAGAAGAACAUUUUACUAUUUCAACUAAGUCACUGGCUAGCACUCUUAUGACCCAAUUAGUAACCGCAAAAUAUGAUGGUCUUAGUGGUGUGCGUGAGCAUAUCAUGAAAAUGACUGAUAUUGCAUGCCAAUUGAAAAAUCUGGAUAUGGAAGUUAGUGACUCAUUUCUAAUCCACUUUAUUAUGACUUCUCUUCCUGCGCAAUUCGAUAUUUUUAAAACUACUUAUAAUGCGGAGAAAGAUAAGUGGAAUUAA